UUUGAGCUGUAAGAAAUCUAUUAAGAGUUUAAGGUGCGCUGCGGCCCUUUGUUCCACCUCUCCAGGAGAUUCAUGGACCCCCGACGGAGCCCUCCGAAGAGCAGGGUCAGGAAGAGGGGGAGGAAGGCUGUUCGGAGGACGAAGAGGAGCUGCCCCCAGGCGGCUGCUCCCAACCCAGAUCUCCACCACUGUGAUGUCUGCGGGAAGGACAUCAAGUACCAGUCCAGUUUCCGGGAGCACCAGCGCAUCCACACAGGGGAGCGCCCUUACCAGUGCAAGCGCUGCGGGAAGACCUUCACCCGCUGCGCCGACCUCAUCAAGCACCGCCUGGUGCAUUCGGCCCAGCGGCCCUUCCGCUGCCAGGUCUGCGGGAAGCGGUUCAAGCUCCAGGCGGACCUGGACAAGCAUGGCAAGGUGCAUUCGGACGAGGCGCCCUUCGCCUGUCACGUGUGCCCCAAGCACUUCAAGCGCACCUCCUGCCUGGUCAAGCACCUGCGCAUCCACACCCAAGAGAAGCCUUUCGCCUGCGUACAUUGCGGCCGGCGCUUCAAGUGGGAGGCCUCGGUCAAGGAGCACGAGCGAGUUCACACGGGGGAGCGUCCCCACCGCUGCGACCAGUGUCCCAAGACGUUCACCCACCGCUCCACCUUCCUGCAGCACCAGCGCACUCACCAAAGGCACCCUGCCUUCAGCUGCCAGCACUGCGCCAAGGCGUUCAAUCACAAAUCCAACCUGCUGAAGCAUGUGCGCAAUUUGCACCCUGUCGGCCUGAGGGUGGGCAAGGAGGAGAUCCUUAAAUGACCCCUCC
Candoia aspera is the source of this 808-nucleotide messenger RNA. RefSeq names its product zinc finger protein 79-like. The coding region runs from base 73 to 801 and encodes 242 amino acids. Gene Ontology annotation, cellular component: nucleus. NCBI's taxonomy places the organism in Eukaryota, Metazoa, Chordata, Lepidosauria, Squamata, Candoiidae. The record is from RefSeq and is a predicted model, not a curated record. Gene Ontology annotation, biological process: regulation of gene expression. The transcript has 2 exons.